This is a messenger RNA of Anopheles marshallii, 1707 nucleotides long. It is a transcript of the gene EndoA, whose product is annotated as endophilin-A. Gene Ontology annotation, cellular component: cytoplasm; presynapse; glutamatergic synapse. Bases 1 to 1707 code for a protein of 568 amino acids. Gene Ontology annotation, biological process: synaptic vesicle uncoating. The record is from RefSeq and is a predicted model, not a curated record. Gene Ontology annotation, molecular function: protein binding. The transcript is spliced from 11 exons. NCBI's taxonomy places the organism in Eukaryota, Metazoa, Arthropoda, Insecta, Diptera, Culicidae.
AUGGCAUUUGCGGGCCUAAAAAAGCAAAUUAAUAAAGCAAAUCAGUAUGUCACUGAAAAGAUGGGAGGUGCUGAAGGCACCAAACUGGAUCUGGAUUUCAUGGAGAUGGAGCGCAAAACGGACGUCACGGUCGAGCUAGUCGAAGAGUUGCAAGCCAAGACCAAAGAGUACUUGCAACCGAACCCGACAGCUAGAGCGAAGAUGGCAGCGGUCAAAGGUAUUUCUAAAUUAUCAGGUCAGGCUAAAAGUAAUACUUAUCCACAACCAGAAGGUAUAUUGGCUGACUGUAUGCUGACGUAUGGUAAAAAGCUGGGUGAGGACAGUAUUUUCGCGUCGGCGUUGGUUGAAAUGGGCGAUUCGCUCAAGCAGAUGGCUGACGUGAAAUACUCGCUCGAUGAUAACAUCAAACAAAACUUCCUCGAACCGCUCCAUCAGCUACAGACGAAGGAUUUGAAGGAAGUGAUGCACCAUCGUAAAAAACUCCAAGGCAGACGUCUUGAUUUCGACUGUAAGAAAAGGCGACAAGCCAAAGGAUCUCAAAUUACAGAUGAUGAAAUUAGGAGCGCUGAGGAGAAAUUUGCCGAAUCGCUACAGCUCGCACAGGUUGGAAUGUACAAUCUGUUGGAGAAUGAUGUUGAGCAAGUCUCGCAGCUGGUAACAUUCGCUGAGGGAAUGCUCGAUUAUCAUUCUCAAUGUUCUGAAAUAUUGAAGGUAUUGGUCGAAACACUAAAUGAAAAACGUGAAGAAGCCGCAGCAAGGCCAAAGUCCGAAUUCGUCCCCAAGACGCUUGCCGAUCUGAACAUCGAAAUGCUCGGUUCGCAGGAUGGAAUGAACGGUGGGCCCCAUUUCCUUAAUCCCAAUAGGUUGAACAAUUCCCAUCACCACAUGUACAGCUCCCAGCAAAAUCUGUCCAAUAACAAAAACCACUCUUCCAACCACAACAACAAUAGUAGCCACUUUAACCGCAACCGACUGUACGGCUCCCAGCAGAGCCUUGCGUCGUCGCGGAGCGGUGGCACCUCGAGUGCAUUUAGCGGUGUAGGUGGCAGAACAGGCGACACGAGCGGCAUUGGUAGUAUUAGUAGUGCCGAUGGGUCUGACAUGCGCCCGCCGUCUUACGGUGGAACGUCCGUAGACAGCUGGUUGAACGCAUGGGAUCAGCCGAAUAGUGGGGAAUUUGCCGGAAACGGUAACAGUGUUGUUGGUGCAGGGUCUAAACCGGGCAAGAUUACUGCAGCCACCAACAGCGGGACCAACAGUUGGUAUAAUAAUAAGAGCAGUAACAGUACGAUGUACAGUACCGCUACUACCAAUAGCACCGCCAUGUUUGCUAACAACAACAACUUCAGUGUACCUUGGUCAGGCGGUUCAUCAUCACAUCUCAGUUCGCCGGUCAAUAAACCGACACAUCUGGAACUGUUGGGCAAUGGGCAAGCACAGGCGCGUUCUACUAAUGCAUCACCAUUGCCAUCUCCGAUGCGCUCUCCUGCAAGAACGCCAAUGCCAACGAAACCCACACAACCGUGCUGCACAGCACUGUAUGACUUUGAGCCAGAAAACCCGGGAGAGUUGGGUUUCAAGGAAAAUGAUGUCAUUACUCUCAUUCAGCGCGUCGAUGAGAAUUGGUUUGAAGGCAGUUUGAAUGGAAGAAACGGCUAUUUCCCCCAGUCGUACGUACAGGUGACCGUACCACUGCCCAGCAAUUAA